CGCUAAGUCGGCAGACUACAGAGCCUAGAAACGCGCGCUCUGUCUAUUUGAAACUGAUGUAGCUCGUAAAAGUACUGGCGGCAUUGUUCUGGGUCGCACAGGGACCUCAUGGAUCACUGCAGCGCAUUCUACCUGUUCAUCCCUCCCUGUCCCUCUGAACUAGAGGAGUCUUGAUUCUCAACACACGAUCACACUCGUUGCAUCACGUAGCAUUGUAUUUUGAAGCUAGACACCUGCUGGACUUUCUCAAAUCUCGCAAUUGUAUGGCGACUAUCGUCCACUUUUUGGCGACAUCUGGCACUCACCCUGCUGGAAGUCAUCUUCUAUCUGGGCCUCGGCUCUCAAGAACCUGCACAAACUGUUUCAAUCAGUGUCUCUCUGACUGAAUCUAGGUUCAGUGACCGCUGAAGUGAAACGUCGCACACAGCAUUCCCUCGAAGCUCGAGGUGGA
Mycena citricolor is the source of this 451-nucleotide messenger RNA. NCBI's taxonomy places the organism in Eukaryota, Fungi, Basidiomycota, Agaricomycetes, Agaricales, Mycenaceae. The record is from the annotation of a GenBank genome assembly.